CAUGGGGAUCACAGUGAAAGGAAACAAAAGCUUAUUUUUAAACAUACUAUCACAAAGCGAGCUCGUUUGAUUAGAACUCAUCAUACUGUCUUAUUCUGAGUCAUCUGUCGGCGCAUCGUCUGUAUAUAUAGUGUAUAUCGUGUAUAUGGCAUAUACGGGCCAGGUACAGGCGGCAUUUGCGUGAAUGCGAGCGGAGACCCAACGCACUAUCUAAUCGCUGCCGAUUGGGCCAUUGCGGCUCUUGGGAAGUGCUCUCCGUGCAGCCUAACCUAAAGCUGAUAACUGGCAAACAACCGGGCCAACAGCCAACAAUUCUAUAUUGAUGGUUAAAACGCUAUUGCCAACUCCGGAUCGUGUUAGUUUGCCAACGCAGUCGUUGAUGUGCAGAAUAGUAUGUGCGAAAACUGAUAUCGAUCAGUGUAUAGUCAAUCAACAAGGAUAAACCACAAGCAAACACAAUGGCCAGCUAUAAACCUUUACCCAACAUGGAGACGGGUUUGCACGAACGCGAUCGUGCGGGCGUACAGGAUUUCGUGCUGCUCGAGAACUACGAAAGCGAGGAUGCAUUCAUUGGCAAUCUGAAGAAGCGUUUUCAGGAGAACCUCAUCUAUACCUACAUUGGCCAGGUGCUGAUCUCGGUGAAUCCCUACAAGCAGCUGCCCAUCUACUCCGAUGCCCACAUCAAGGAGUAUCGCAAUAAACACUUCUAUGAGAUGCCACCUCAUAUCUUUGCCGUGACGGACAACGCGUUCCGCUCGCUGAUCGAGGAGAAUCGCGGCCAGUGCGUGCUCAUUUCGGGCGAGAGUGGCUCCGGCAAGACGGAGGCCUCCAAGAAGGUGCUGCAGUAUAUUGCCGCCUGUUCCGGCCAUCAGACCACCGUGGAAGGCGUCAAGGAUAAGCUGCUCAAGAGCAAUCCCGUGCUGGAGGCCUUCGGCAAUGCCAAGACGAAUCGCAACGACAACUCCUCCCGCUUCGGCAAGUACAUGGACAUCCAAUUCGACUACAAGGGCGCGCCCAUUGGUGGCAACAUUCUCAACUAUCUGCUGGAGAAGUCGCGCGUGGUGGCCCAGAUGGGCGGGGAGCGUAACUUCCACAUCUUCUAUCAGCUGCUGGCGGGCGCAGACGCCGCUCUGCUGCAGGAGCUGCACCUGGAGCGUGCUCUGGACAGCUACAACUACCUGACGGAUGGGGUCAAGGGCAGCGUGGGGAGCAUCAACGAUGCGGACAACUUCAAGCAGGUGCAGCAGGCAUUGAGCGUGAUUGACUUCAGCGCAGAGGAGCAGCGCGAGAUCUUCUCCAUUGUGGCCAGCAUACUGCAUCUGGGCAACAUCGCCUUCAACGAGGUGGAGGGCAAUGCCCAGGUGAACAGUCGAGAUCUGGUUGUCACAGUCUCCCGCCUGCUGGGCGUCAAUGCCAGCGAACUGGGCGCUGCGCUGACCCAUCGCACCAUUGAUGCACGGGGCGAUGUGGUCACCUCGCCGCUGAACCACGAGCUGGCCAUCUAUGCCCGAGAUGCGCUGGCCAAGGCUGUGUACGAUCGUCUCUUCUCCUGGCUGGUGCAACGCCUGAACAUUUCGCUGCAGGCGAAGGAGACGCGCGGCGCAAGGAACAAUGUGAUGGGCAUCUUGGAUAUCUAUGGCUUUGAGAUCUUCAAGAGAAAUAACUUCGAGCAGUUCUGCAUCAACUUCUGCAAUGAAAAACUGCAGCAACUGUUCAUUGAGCUGACGCUGAAGUCCGAGCAGGAUGAGUACAGACGCGAGGGCAUCGAGUGGAUUCCGGUGGAGUAUUUCGACAACAAGGUCAUUUGCAAUUUGAUUGAGGAGAAGCACAAGGGCAUUAUUUCCAUACUGGAUGAGGAGUGCCUGCGUCCCGGCGAGCCCACUGAUCGCACCUUCCUCGAGAAGCUCACACAGAAGCUGGCCGAUCAUCAUCAUUAUGUGUGCCACGAGAAGGCACCGAUUCAGGUGCAGAAGGUGAUGGGACGCGAUGAGUUCCGCUUGGUCCAUUAUGCCGGCGAGGUGACCUACACUGUCAACGGAUUCCUGGACAAGAACAACGAUUUGCUGUUCCGCGAUCUCAAGGAGACGCUGAGCAAGGCGGGCAAUAACAUUGUGCGCUCGUGCUUCCCGGAGCAGGAGCUACGCAGCAAGAAGCGACCCGAGACGGCCAUAACGCAGUUCAAGUCCUCGCUGAACAACCUUAUGGACAUACUGAUGUGCAAGGAGCCCAGCUAUAUACGCUGCAUCAAGCCCAACGAUCUGCAAUCGCCGGGCAUCUUUGACGAUCAACUGGUCCUGCAUCAGGUCAAAUAUCUGGGCCUCAUGGAGAAUCUGCGCGUGCGUCGUGCCGGCUUCGCCUAUAGGCGCAGCUAUGAGCUCUUCCUGGAACGCUACAAGUGCCUGAGCAAGUCCACCUGGCCCAACUACAAGGGUGCUGGCGGAGCCAAGGCUGGCGUGCAGCUGCUGGUCAAGGAUUUGGGCUACAACAGCGAACAGUUCAAGCUGGGCGAGACGAAGCUUUUCAUACGCUGGCCACGCACGCUCUUCGACACGGAGGAUGCCUACCAGGCGAAAAAGCACGAUAUUGCCGCCAUCAUUCAGGCGCACUGGAAGGGUCUGGUGCAGCGACGCAAGUACCUGAAACUGCGCGCCCAGGUCAUUGUGCUGCAGAGCUACUGCCGCCGGCGUCUGGCCCAGCAGGCGGCCAAGCAGCGUCGCGAGGCGGCGGACAAGAUACGCGCCUUCAUCAAGGGAUUCAUCACGCGCAACGAUGCGCCCAAUGGCUACAACGAUGACUUCAUUGCCAAUGCCAAGCGCAUGUGGCUGCUGCGACUGGCCAAGGAGCUGCCCACAAAGGUGCUCGACAAGAGCUGGCCACCAGCGCCCGGCCACUGCCAGGAGGCGUCCAUUUAUCUGCAUCGCCUGCACCGCUUGCACCUGGCGCGCAUCUAUCGCCACCAGCUGACGCCGGAGCGCAAGCGCCAAUUCGAGCUGAAGGUGCUCGCCGAGAAGGUGUUCAAGAACAAGAAGAACAACUAUGCGAACAGCGUGCCAGCCUGGUUCCAGACCGACCGCAUCCCCCAGGAGCAUAUACAGCGCGUCAACGACUUUGUGGCCAGCAACUUUGGCAGCGAACAACUCAAAUAUCAAUCGGCCUGCACCAAGUUCGAUCGACAUGGCUACAAGUCGCGGGAACGCUUCAUUCUGCUGAGCAACAAGGCCGUCUAUGUGCUGGACGGCAAGAGCUACAAGCAGAAGCAUCGCCUGCCGCUCGAGAAGAUCGACUUCACCCUGACGAAUCACAACGACGACCUGAUGGUCAUCCGGAUACCACUCGAUCUGAAAAAGGACAAGGGCGAUCUGAUCCUGAUCAUUCCGCACAUUAUCGAGUUUAGCACCUACAUCAUUGACACCGUCGGCACCGCCGAUAUCGUCUCCAUUGUGGACAGAGCUUCCCUGGAACACAAUGUGGUCAAGGGUAAGGGCGGUGUCAUAGAACUUCAAACGGGCGCCGAACCCGGCGUUGUGCGUGAUAAGAGCGGCCAUCUUGUUGUUAUUGCUGGUCAAUAAGGAAUUUAAUACAAUUAACUACCAAAUGGCUUUAAAUCAAACGACAACUGUUUUGUUAUACUAUUCCUGUAAUUUAUAUACUGUAUUUUUGUAUUUUGUUACUGCAAUGAGGCGUGUAAUUUUGAUUCUAUGUACUUAUGUUCCAAUUAAUUAUAUACUAAUUGUUUAUAUAAAUCAUAAAUAUA
Drosophila novamexicana is the source of this 3754-nucleotide messenger RNA. It is a transcript of the gene Myo61F, whose product is annotated as unconventional myosin IC. The transcript has 7 exons. The record is from RefSeq and is a predicted model, not a curated record. Bases 459 to 3569 code for a protein of 1036 amino acids. NCBI's taxonomy places the organism in Eukaryota, Metazoa, Arthropoda, Insecta, Diptera, Drosophilidae. Gene Ontology annotation, cellular component: vesicle; cytoplasm; microvillus. Gene Ontology annotation, biological process: actin filament organization; vesicle transport along actin filament. Gene Ontology annotation, molecular function: actin filament binding; microfilament motor activity; ATP binding.